UGAAGCAAGAUAUGGAGGAUAUGUUUCAGCCGCCAUUUCAGAGCUGCAUCCAGGAGCCAUGCCAGUUGCUUGAUGCGCUCUUAUAAUCAGAUGAACGGGGUACCUGCUUGUGCUUGGGGCGAUCUCCUGUGGAAAACUCAAAAACAAUGGGGAUUUGAGGGGUAUAUUACUUCUGAUUGUGAUGCUGUUGCCAUAAUUCAUGAAAACCAAAGCUACACUAAUUCGCUUGAAGCUUCCAGAGCUGAUGUGUUAAAAGCGAGUAUCGAUGUGCAUGCCAAAGGGACUACUUGCUUGCUUUGGCUAAAAGAAUUUUAUGACAUGCUUUGAAAGUUUGUGGACUGAUUUGCCUCUCUUUUUGGGAAGGAAUGGAUAUCAACCCUGGAAUAUAUAUAUCUGCUUCGAUACACUGGUGAAGCAGUUAAGUUAGGAAUUGUUCGAGAAGAAGAGCCGGCAGACAUUGCUUAUAUGGGAAUGCCGUGGAUCAAGUCCCCUUUUCUGCCAUGAUUGCCGCUGGAAGUACUUCUAUCUUCAACAAAGGCAAGGGCUGUGGUUCUCGCUAUCAGGUGAUGUGCACCACUCCCAAGGCAUGUUCAGGGAAGGUGGUGACGGUCGUGAUCUCCAACUACUCAUGCCCCAGCACUGGAUGCUUAAGAGAAUCCGCUCAUUUCAAUUUCAGCAGCACCGCAUCUGGAGCAAUGGCCAACCCGGGCAUAGCUGAUGAGCUAAGGAGCGCUGGAUACCUCCAAAUCCAAUACUCAAGACUUGCAUGCGAGUAUCUAGGCAGGACAGUCACCUUCCACAUGGAACAUGGGUCCAAUCCCUACUACUUGGUAGCAGUGGAGUUCGAGGACGGUGACGGAGACCUGUCUGCUGUGGAGAUUAAGGAAGGUUCUGGUGAGUGGCAUGCCAUGAGACAAUCAUGUGGUGUGGUAUGGAGGCUCGACACUGCAUCAUCGGUCCAUGGGCCAUUCUCAAUUCAGUUGACAUUGCAGUACUCCAGCAAGAAGUUGGUGGCCAACACCGUAAUUCCGGCGGGGUGGAAGCCAGGAGCCACCUAUCAGUCUUUUGUUAACUAUAGCUAGUUGUGAGAAUUUGUGCAUCUCCACGUAACAUACCAUAUAAACAGUGCAUGUAGUUGUUACGCAUGCCAUGUAUGGCUUCAUAAUUGUACUUUUAUCUUGAUGACCGCAUGUGAUCUAAUAUUAAUGAAAUGGCGAUGGAUUAUGUUUU
Messenger RNA from Elaeis guineensis (African oil palm), 1230 nucleotides. RefSeq names its product expansin-B11. Gene Ontology annotation, cellular component: extracellular region. Gene Ontology annotation, biological process: sexual reproduction. NCBI's taxonomy places the organism in Eukaryota, Viridiplantae, Streptophyta, Magnoliopsida, Arecales, Arecaceae. The record is from RefSeq and is a predicted model, not a curated record.